AUGGCGAAGUUACGCCCUAUAUCUAUCACAUUCGUCGUUGCAGCCAAGUACCUGAAAGGCGCAAAGGCUGAAAUUUCUCGCGAACUCACGCUGUGCGGUGAAGACGUUCAGAAACGUAUCAGGUUCCUACCGGUUGAGCAAGGAGAUGACAAUUUCGACCCUGCGAUAUUCGAGCAAUACCUCCUCGCAACUUGGAAGCAGCUGUUCGACGGCGACUCUACCAUGUGCGAAGCUCUGGACGGCACUCCUUACGCACUCCGCUUGCUCGAAUCGCCACUCAGCGCAGUCGUUAUAGACAUCAUACUCAUGGAAAGCUUCAACGCACUGCGCGAACGCCAGAAGAUAGCGACCUCCUUCAAAUUCUUCACUUGGUUACCUGUCGCGAUCAACACUAUACUCUCGCUUUGUCGCUUCGAUGCGAUACCGCUCGUAGAAAGCGCCGCCGCCCAGAUGGAGGUGUCGUUCAACGAAGCGGCCCGCCACCUCAUGCUCGUACCGAGCGGCCAAGUCGUCCGUCAUCCAGGACUCCCGGAUAUGUAUGAUCACGAAUACCAGCCACAGGCGCAAACGGACGGCGUGCCCACUUUCGACGCGGCCGAUUACUAUCCCGAAGCGGUGUCGGAGUUCCGCAGCUGGUUUGCGGAGACGUCGCGCAAGGUCUAUUACGUCGGUCCACUCGUGCCAGACGGCAGCGCCCUGGCUUCUUCGCCGCAGAAUGGGCGGAGAGCGCAAGGCGGCGUUUUGAGCUUUUUGGAUGACCAUUUGACGGCGCGCGGUGAGCGAUCAGUGGUCUACAUAUCCUUUGGGUCCUUGUUCUGGCCUAGCGACCCCGGUAAGGUCCACGCCGUCCUAGAAGUCCUCAUAAACAGAAAUAUCCCAUUCAUCCUGACCCACCCCAGCGCACUCGCAGUACUGUCUCAUGACACCCUGGCUAUGCUAUCCGAGUGCAAGAGCGCUUUCGUUACUCAAUGGGCGCCCCAGCAGGCGAUCUUGGAGCACCCUGCGACGGGCUGGUGCCUCACGCACGGCGGACACAACACUGUCCUAGAAUGCAUAGCAGCUGAGGUCCCCAUGAUUCUCUGGCCGAUCUUCACAGACCAGCCUGUGAACGCGAUUCACCUUACCGACCACCUGGACGUGGCAUACGAGCUCCUCGAGGUGCGGCACGGCACAGGGCUGGGGCCCAUCUUCCGCACAGGCAAGACUCCGACUGGGACCCUGGCCGCUGUCCGGGAGGAACUGGGUAAGGUGCUCGAGUGCGCGUUCGGAGAGGAUGGGCAGGCGAAGCGGAAGAGGUUGCAGGUAUUGCGCACGACGCUGGACCAAGCGUGGGCAGAGGAUGGAGUUGCGAGAGCGGAGGUGGAGUCAUUCUUGGAGGAUUUGCCGUGA
Molecule: messenger RNA, 1389 nt
Organism: Trametes versicolor FP-101664 SS1
Lineage: Eukaryota; Fungi; Basidiomycota; Agaricomycetes; Polyporales; Polyporaceae
Product: UDP-Glycosyltransferase/glycogen phosphorylase
Exons: 9
Coding region: 1-1389 (462 amino acids)
Molecular function (GO): UDP-glycosyltransferase activity
Source: RefSeq, a predicted model, not a curated record